Messenger RNA from Owenia fusiformis, 5460 nucleotides. The record is from the annotation of a GenBank genome assembly. NCBI's taxonomy places the organism in Eukaryota, Metazoa, Annelida, Polychaeta, Sabellida, Oweniidae.
CUGGGAGCCAAUCCUCCUUGGAAGAGUUGGAGAUUUUUCAGAUUAUGCAUUGAGAUGGAUCCAAGAUUGAUCGAACAGGCAGUUGCCUACCAUGGGGGUGUAUUAUUAGAUAAGCUAAUAAAGGAACAGUAUGAGAUUGAAAAUCUUCCUCAUCUAAUGGCAUAUGGUCAUGGCAAAGCAGAUCAAGUUAUAAGGAGUGAGAAUCUAAAAGAUAAAGUGCACAGCUUUAUUGCAAGAAAAGGGAAACAUCUCUUUCAAAGACAGGAUGGCCAUUCCCAUGAUCCUCCAGCCACAAAGAAUGAUAAACCAGAUGAAGAGAUGUAUGCAGUGAUGCCACCUAUUGAGAGCUUUAUGGGAAUUCCUGCCAGUUUUUGCAAGUCGCAUUUUUACCAGAGUGCUGAGCCUGGAGACCUUGUGAUUGGAAUAAUAACAGCAGUACAAGAUUCAGGUCUGACAGUCACUUUAAUAUGUAUGGAGGAUAACAAGUUUAGAGACAUGGACCAUCUACGCAUCAGUGCAUUUUGUCCAAUACGAGAAGUGCCGAAACUCUACGCUCAGAAGGACCCCUUGGAUGGUUUUUCAAUCAGAGACAAAGUUAAAGGAAUAAUAACCUAUGUUGAAGCUGAAGAUGAGAAGAUCUAUAUCUCAUUACUGGAGAGAUCCCUUCCCAAAGAUAAGCAACAUGUCAAAGUAGGACUAAUAAGUGAUGAAGACAUCCCAGUACAUUAUAGACGAGCACUUUCCGCAAGUGGCAAGGAGUACAGUGAUGUCAUGGAAAAGCUACUAGAGUUCAACAAUCCUGCAAAUAUCAAGUUCCUCUGCAAUAAAUUCAAGAUGGCUGAUAUGUCUUCCCCCACUCUCAUGUCUGGGCUCGCAAAUCUUGUGAUUCCUGAUACAGAAUAUGCUGAGAGUCUGAGGAAGGAGCAGUCGUACAAGUGCUCCAUGAAAAGUGUGAUUGAGGGAGUGAAAUACUUCAAAGAGGGAAAGUAUAUUGAGGCGGUUCAGCAUAUUAACAAAGCUUUGCAAAUUGAUAGCAAGAAUGUUGAAGCCUUGGUAGCAAGAGGCGCAUUAUUUGCUAAUAACGAGAGUUAUGUGAAGGCAAUUGAAGACUUCGAGGCAGCUUUAGAGAUCAACGGCAAACACAGAAAUGCGCUCAAAUAUGUCAUUGAGACAUCUAUGGUAUAUGCAAAAAGUUUACACGAGCAAGGCAGGGUCGAUGAUGCUGUCAGAUAUUACAACAAGGUGCUUCGAUAUGACCCCGGAUCUAAAGAGGCCAUAAUUCUACGAGAUCGAGUCAAGAAUCGACAUUUUGAAAUGCAAGGGACAACUAUGGAGGAAUGGGAGGAGGAAGAUUUCCCAGAAUCCUCUAAACAAUCCCAGGAUUCACGGUACAGGGAAAUUUCCCCUGAUGAGCAUUAUGAGAAACGUCGCCAUGGUGAUGAUGAUGACUUUCAUAAUUUUGAUCGUCGGAAAUCUGGCGAAACUCAAAAAGAGGCAAAAGAGAAAGUGAUUGAUGAUUUUGAUCAGUAUGAAGCAGAUAUUGAAGCUUUUCAUAAUAGUGACGCACCAACUUCUGAUAAUCAUGAACCACCAGAUAAGAGAUCUCACUCCAGAGAUAAAUCAAAAACAUUUCGGAGAAGUCGUUCAAGGAGUUUGUCCCGAGGAAGAAGUCGUUCAAGAUCCCGAAGUCGUGACAGGCGAUAUUCAAGAGAUGGAAAAACAUCACGAAGAGAUCGAUCAAGAAGUCGUGAUAGAACAGAAUAUCGGAAGAAUCGAGAUAGAAGUGAUGACAGACGUCGGUCUAAGAGUAGGAGGGACUUACGAAAAAGUCGUUCAAACAGUCGCGAAAGGGGAAGAAGUAAGUCACAAAGUCAAGAUAAAAGCUACUCAAAAAAUCAACGGAGGAGCAGCUCUAGUAGUCGUGAUAGAAAUCUCUCAAGAAGUGGGCGGGACUUCAAAAUUGACAGCCAUGAUACUAGAGGGAAAUAUGAAAUUCGUGAUCCAGUAGAUCCCUCUAGAAGCUUGCCGUAUGAUAGGAACACGCAAGAAUUUAUGAACACAACGCAAAUGUUUAUUGAACAGCUCUCUCGUGGGAAACCAGAGUUGGUUCAGUCAAAACACCAGCACCCAUUAGACGCUAUUAUCAAUGAAUCAUCACAAGAUAGCAAACGGAAAUCCCUCGAGCCAAAACAUAAUAUGCGCCAGACAGAGGAUGAUUCCCGAAUUUCCAGGGAUGCUAAACACGCAAAGAAGGACUCAGACUCCCAUGUGGACAGAAGAAAAAGAGAGGGCAUAGAAUCCCAUGAGGACAGAGAAAUAAAGGAGGAUAUGGACUCCCAUGUUAUACAGCUAACCCACACAUACAAGAAAGAAUCAGAAAAGCUAAAGCCAAGUAGUUUGAAAGGGCAGCUGAAAAGCUCAGAACGGGAAAGUCGUGACAGCUUUGAUAGGCUUGAGAGUCGUGAAAGACAUGUGAAAGAUCGUGAACCAACCAGAGAUGGAAGCCACGAUGAGUCACUUAAACGUGGGUCUUCAAAACGAGACAAUAAGGACAAUAUUGACCAAUCUCAAAGAGACUUAUAUGAUAAAUCUGCAAGUAAAUAUAAAAGGUCAAAGUCACCAGUUGAGGUCAAAAGGUCAAGGUCAAGUGAUAUAGCUGAACGGAAAGCAUUACUUGCUGAAAUUGAUAAAGCAUUAGAAAAGAAAAGGGCAGCUAGAAGGACAAGUUCAGCUAAAAGGUCAAGAUCACCUAAAAGGUCAUCUAGGUCACCAAGGUCAAAGAGAUCAAAGAGAUCAGUGUCUGGAGGUCAAACCUCUGAGACACAUCAACCCUCAAAGACACAUCAACCUCCCGAAAGACAUCAAGUCCAAGAAACACAUGUUAUGCCCACAGCCCCAGUUCAACAGAUUCCUGGCCUUGGUUUUUCCGCGUAUCCCCAUGCUCAGCAGGCUCACCCACAGAUGCAAGCUUACGCAUCACAAUUCUAUGAUGUUGGAUUUUUCGAUAACUACCUCCAACAAACGAAGUUCCAGAAUCCUGCAAUGGUACAGCAGCAAACCUAUGCUCCACUGAAAACUGCAGCAGCGCCAUCUAAUGAAGUUGUACCAGAGUCUAACAAAACGGAUGAAAGUAUGAGUAUUAUUUCAGAAGAGCAAUCAAAAUCAUGGAAGCAGAGAUCUCCAAGCGGUGAAACUCCAAGGAGGUCAAGGUCACAUAAAGAUCAAUCGCCAAGGAGUCAAGAUUCAGUCGAGAGAAGUGGGUCAAAAAAGAAAUCAAGGGAUCAGGAAAGGGAAUCACUUGAAAGUCAUUCAGAUGGUGGAAAUAGGAAAAGUGUGUCAAAAGAGCGCAAGAGGGCAACAAAGGAUGAGUACAAAUAUGAUGACAGAAAGAAAUAUGAAGAAAAAUCCAAUUAUAGUAAAGAUAGAAAAUCAUCAAAAUAUUCCGAUGAUGAAGAUGAAUAUGAAAAGAAAUAUGAGGAAAAAUCUAAGUACAAAAAAGAUAAAAAAUCAUCAAAAUAUUCAGACAGUGAAGGCGAUGAUUAUGAAAAGAAACAUAAAGACAAAAAGUCAUCAAAAUAUUCUGAUGAUGAUGAUUGUGACAAAAAUAAAAGUGAUGGUAAAAAGAAGCGGUAUGAUUCAAUUAGUAAAAGUGAAAAACAAAGAUCAGAAAAAUAUGAGACACCAGAUAAAUACAAGUACGAUAAAUAUUCAAAAUCAGACAAGAAGUCAAAGUACAACCGUGAUGAAGAAGACGAAGAAAAAUAUUCAAAACCAGCCAAGAAGAGAUCUAAACACUAUACCGAUGAGGAUGACAAAGAUGAAAGAUACAGUAAAAAAUAUGAAAAAUCUGCUAAGAAAACAGAAAGUAAAAAAUCAGAACGUUCAAAAUAUAGCGACUCGAGUGACGAUGAUGAUGAUGACUACAAAAAAUCUCGAAAAUAUAGUGAUAGAAAAGGCAAAGAUAAAAGCACCAAGAGAUUUGAAGAAAGCUCCCCUAAAAGAUCUUCCAAGAAAUAUACUUUCUCCUCAGAUGAAGAAUACCAACGGACUUCAAAGAAGUCGGACAAAUACAAAUUAGAUUAUGAAAAGGACAUUGAGAAGUCGACAGAGAAGAAAAAGACAAAAAAGGAUAUGUACGAUCCAUUUGAUUCUGAUGAGCCAUCGUACGACAUUUUCAGUGAUGACAAAAAAGCCAAAAAACAAGAAGACAAACGGAACAUUAUGACUCAAGAUGAACGAAGAGUCAUAGCAAAAGAUGAACGGAAAGUCAUCGCUCAAGAGAAGAAUAUUCAGGAUGAACGGAAAAUAAUCCAAGAUGAGCGAAAAAUUAUUGUCUCUGAACAAAGCAAAGAACAAAGAGUUAUCAUGAUCCCGACAUCAGUUCAGAAAAAGAAAAUCCUUCAAAACCGAUUUGGAGGGAAAAUUGUGUUAAAAUCUGAAACUCUGCAGAAGAAGGAAAGCACAGACGUACAAAAGCCAGUAGGUGUCGCCACAAGAAUCCCGCCCCAUGAUAAACGAUCUUUACGAUCUCGAUCUAAAUCUCCUGAAGUAACGAGGAGAAUAAUUAGUGGAGAUAAACAAAGAUCCAAAUCAGGUGAUCGUGGACGUCAGUCAAGAUCGAGAUCAAAAUCGAGGGAUCGGCAUAGAUCAGGGGAUCGAUCUCGUCAAUCAAGAUCAAAAUCAAGUGAUCGACGCAGAUCAUCUGAGAGGAGAAUUAUCAAAUCUAGCCCAAGGUCAUCAAGUGCAAGAUCAGACCAAAGAUCAGGAAGUCGUGAUAGGCGUUCACUUGGGGAAAAAUCGACAAAAUAUACCUUCCCAAUAGAAAAGAGAUCCCGAAAAUCAAGCGACUACGAUCCCCCUGUAAUAAAAGUUGCGAAAGUUUCCGAAAAAGAAAUUUAUGGAAAAUGGAACGAUUCUGAUUCCGAUUCGGAAUCAUCUAGAAAAAAGCGAAAAUCGCGAUUUGAUAGCACAGGGAUUCCGAAGCGUACUAUCGCUAAUGAGCCACCGAAAAGGCUUUCCCCACAAAAGGAAACAAUUCUCAAUGAAAUGGAAUCAUUUCUGAAAUCUUUGAAAGAAGUUAAAAAAGGAAAGCAGGAGAAAAAAACUAAUUGAGAGGGAAUUUCACUGAAACAUAUGAAGCGGUUAAGUUACACAUAAAUUUGAGAGACCCUGAUAUAUUAUGACCCAUCAAUUACUCACCUUUAUACAUUUAUUUUCAAUCAAAACAGUACAUGUAAGUGGCACGCAUAGAGGAAACAGUCCCCGGGAAAACUUGUAUGUUAGUGUAAAUGUUCGUGUAAAUUUAUAUUGCAGCUAUCAUUACCUUCUUAUCAUUGUGUACAAAACCGAACUUGCUGAGAACUUUUUAAUAAUCAAAGCACGGGAGCUUGUAUAUAAAGGAUUAGACUGGUUGUUUAACGACCUUGACCUUAAUUAUUUUACAAUAUGUCAUGCUGACAU